UUCUUCCUAAUGAUAUGACAUGGCGUGACCUUUUUGACAUGGUCAUUGUCUCCGCAAGGAAGCCUGAAUUUUUUCAAAUGUCGCACCCUUUGUAUGAAGUAGUAACAGAUGAUGGACUAAUGCGCCCCAGCUUUAAGGCAUGUUCAGGUGGCUUAUACUCAGGUGGAAGUGCUCAGAUGGUAGAGAAAUCCCUUGGUGUUCAUGGCGAUGAGAUAUUAUAUGUCGGAGACCAUAUAUUUAUAGAUGUAAGCCAAUCCAAAGUUCAUUUGCGGUGGCGGACAACUUUGAUUUGCAGAGAACUAGAAGAUGAUGUUAGUUACAAUUUUAUCUGUUGUGGGUUUGUGUGGUCACAUGGUUGUGUUUUUUUCGGCUGUGUGCUUCCAUUGCAUCCUGAGUCCUUUACAUAGGAUUUACUGUGCCAUCCUUGUUCAUUAUGAAUUUUGAUUGUUGCAUUGCAUUUAUCUGGCGGGGGUUAUUCAUUGGUGUAAAUAUUGGGAUAAUGGGAUAAUUUUUGGAACACCACUUUUUGGUGUUAUUCAUUGGGGUAAUUCGAUAUGGAUUCAACUUUAUAGUGUUAUUGGUUUGUUGGGAUAAUUGGGAGACAAAUACUCUACUUCCCCCAAAAUUACCCCAACUAUAUAAAGAACCCUCAAACCCCACCCUCAAAUUUACCCCAAAU
Molecule: messenger RNA, 679 nt
Organism: Asparagus officinalis (garden asparagus)
Lineage: Eukaryota; Viridiplantae; Streptophyta; Magnoliopsida; Asparagales; Asparagaceae
Product: 5'-nucleotidase domain-containing protein 4-like
Exons: 3
Coding region: 15-407 (130 amino acids)
Molecular function (GO): 5'-nucleotidase activity
Source: RefSeq, a predicted model, not a curated record